CUCAAUCCAGCCACUGCGGUUCCCAGCCAACGUGAGGUCUGUGUAUGUGGCAGGGGGCUCCGCCAGCCCAGCUCAUCUGACAACGUGUCUGUCCUUGGCAGUGCACCCAGUACACACAGUAUACUGGUGGACAGUGUUGCAUCUCAUAUUGCUUGCCCUCACAUCUCAGUGCCAUGUUUGCAAGGCUGGCCUUGUGUUCCUGCCUGCCACCCAAGACCCGGCAGUCAAAUGUCUGCCCGCGCUUCGUCAGAGCGUAUUCACAGUUCUCUCUUCCCCGUCCCCAUGGGAAGUCCUUUGCACACCGCAGUGAGUUAAAACAGGCCAAACGCAUUGUUGUGAAGCUGGGGAGUGCUGUGGUGACACGGGGAGAUGAGUGUGGUCUGGCUCUGGGACGACUUGCCUCAAUAGUGGAGCAGGUGGCUAUGCUGCAGAACCAAGGCAGGGAGAUGAUGAUCGUCACCAGUGGUGCUGUGGCGUUUGGGAAGCAGAGACUAAGACAUGAGAUACUGUUGUCUCAAAGUGUCAGGCAAGCCUUGCAUUCUGGGCAGAACCAGCUUAAGGACAUGUCAGUUCCAGUCUUGGAGGCACGGGCAUGUGCUGCUGCCGGGCAGAGUGGUCUGAUGGCGUUGUAUGAAGCUAUGUUCACCCAGUACAGCACCUGCACUGCACAGAUUCUGGUGACCAACCUGGAUUUUCAUGAUGAGCAAAAGCGUCGCAACCUGAACAGCACACUCCAUGAACUUCUGCGGAUGAACAUAGUUCCUAUCAUCAACACCAACGAUGCUGUGGUGCCACCCCCUGUUCCCAGCAGUGAUCUGCAGGGGGUAAAUGUCAUAAGCAUCAAGGAUAAUGACAGUUUAGCCGCACGCCUGGCUGUUGAGAUGAAAGUAGACCUCCUAAUUGCCCUGUCUGAUGUUGAAGGAUUGUAUGACAGUCCCCCAGGAACAGAUGAUGCCAAACUCAUUGAUACUUUCUAUCCUGGAGACCAGCAGUCCAUCACAUAUGGCACUAAGUCCAGAGUGGGCAUUGGUGGCAUGGAAGCCAAGGUGAAAGCAGCCCUGUGGGCACUGCAGGGUGGCACCUCUGUUGUCAUUGCGAAUGGCACACAUCCCAAGGUCACCGGCCAUGUCAUCACAGAUAUUGUAGAGGGGAAGAAAGUUGGCACCUUCUUCUCUGAGGUGAAACCUGCAGGUCCCACCGUGGAGCAGCAGGCAGAGAUGGCCCGGCAAGGAGGCAGGGUGCUGGCCAGCCUGCUGCCUGAGGAGAGGGGGGAGAUCAUCUGCCGUCUUGCUGACCUGCUUACGGAGAAGAGGGAGGAGAUUCUCAGUGCCAACAGGAGAGACAUGGAGCUAGCAACCGCAUCAGGUCGCCUCUCUCAGCCAUUGCUCAACCGCCUGAGUCUGUCCACAUCCAAACUGAACAGCCUGGCCAUCGGCCUGCGUCAGAUUGCUGUGUCCUCCAGGGACAGUGUGGGCCAAGUGCUGAGGAGGACAAGGGUAGCCAACAACCUGGAGCUGGAACAGAUCACUGUCCCCAUCGGUGUCCUGCUGGUCAUCUUUGAGUCCCGCCCUGACUGUCUCCCACAGGUGUCAGCUCUGGCUAUUGCCAGUGGAAAUGCUUUGCUACUGAAGGGAGGUAAAGAAGCUGCCAACACCAAUAAAAUUCUACACCAGCUCACCCAGGAAGCCCUCUCCAUGCAUGGGGUGAAGGAUGCCAUUCAGCUGGUAAGCACACGGGAAGAAGUUGAGGAUCUGUGCAGACUAGACAAGCUCAUUGACCUCAUCAUCCCAAGGGGCUCAUCCCAGUUGGUUCGGGACAUCCAGAGGGCAGCUAAGGGUAUUCCUGUGUUGGGCCACAGUGAGGGCGUCUGUCACGUCUACAUAGACAGUGAGGCCAGCAUAGACAAAGCUGUCGACAUUGUCAAAGAUUCCAAAUGUGACUACCCUGCGGCCUGCAAUGCAAUGGAGACCCUCCUUAUUCACAGAGAUUUACUGAGAACUCCAAUUUUUGACCAGAUCAUAGACAUGCUGAGAACAGAAGAGGUGAAAAUCCAUGCUGGCCCCAGGUUUGCGUCGUAUUUGACCUUCAGUCCAAAUGAAGUCAAGUCUCUCAGGACGGAGUAUGGGGACCUGGAGUGCUGCAUCGAGGUGGUGGACAGCAUGCAGGAUGCCGUGGACCACAUUCACAAAUAUGGCAGCUCGCACACUGAUGUCAUCGUUACAGAAAAUGAGGAGACAGCUGAACAGUUCCUGCAGCAGCUGGACAGCGCCUGUGUGUUUUGGAACGCCAGCUCUCGCUUUGCCGACGGCUACCGCUUUGGCUUAGGAGCUGAGGUUGGUAUCAGCACAGCACGGAUCCACGCUAGAGGCCCGGUGGGUUUGGAGGGGCUCCUGACUACCAAGUGGGUACUGCGAGGGGAGGGGCACACCGUGGCUGACUUCUCUGAGCAAGGCAGUAUGAAAUACCUCCAUGAAAACCUCCCUGUCCCCCAGAGGAACCUCAGCUAGGUCCUCAACCAGAGUCGUCAUGCAAAUUGUCAACCGUGAGAUAAUCCAAAGGUUUGUUUCUGUCAGUUGCGCUUCAGGUUUGAUCUGCAGCUCUGUCACCAGUGUGCAUCUACUUGAUGUUGCUGCAGGAAACUCGCAUUCAGAACAGCCACUGCAUUUACUGGAAAACUAAGUUUCUGCUUUACUGGACCUGUGCACACGUGUGAAACUACAACUGUUCAAAAUUUCAUAUCCCUUGGAUAUUUUUCAGAUGUCUAUCAGUGUCUUGGACAGUGAUGAUAUGAGGUGUUAUCUAAUGGAAUAUAUUAUGGAAAAGGAAAAACUGUCCUUACAUCAUUAUGCCAUUAUAGCAUGGUGUAUUUGCAAGAGUCAGUAAUCUACUUUGAUGUGAUAAGUUGAACCACAAAGUACACACGGUUAAUUAUAGUCUCCUCCCUCCAUCAUGUGAUUUUUAUAUUGACAGAAAAAUAAAUCACUGGCCAGGCUGCGAUUUUAUAUUUUGUUAUUUUUCUACUUACAAAGUCCCCUUUGGUCUUUUUGUAAUGUAAAUCUUUGUGCAGACUGUUGCUUCAGGUUUAUUUAGCUGUCCUCCCUUUUUGCACAGAUGAUUCAAAUAUGCUUGUACAGUUCCUCACUCAUGGUUUCUCUAUUGUAUUGUCACGUAAUUGUCUGAAUAAACUGAAUCAUUUAUUC
This is a messenger RNA of Myripristis murdjan (pinecone soldierfish), 3200 nucleotides long. Its product is annotated as delta-1-pyrroline-5-carboxylate synthase-like. The transcript is spliced from 18 exons. NCBI's taxonomy places the organism in Eukaryota, Metazoa, Chordata, Actinopteri, Holocentriformes, Holocentridae. Gene Ontology annotation, molecular function: ATP binding; glutamate-5-semialdehyde dehydrogenase (NADP+) activity; glutamate 5-kinase activity. The coding region runs from base 174 to 2507 and encodes 777 amino acids. Gene Ontology annotation, cellular component: mitochondrion; cytoplasm. The record is from RefSeq and is a predicted model, not a curated record.